AUGACAGGUGAAAGAGUUUCGGCUAAGGAAGUGGCAGAAGCUAAGGAUAGAAUGGAUAGAUAUGCUCAUGCAAUCGAAUUCAUGAAAUUUCUCGAGGAGACGAAGGACGAGCCCAUGUCCUUUUCCGAUAGUUGGAUUUAUAGCGUGAUCAUGCAAGUUAUAAUCAUCGGCACUCUUAUUCCCUUACACAUUCAUCUCCAAGAGAACAACGAUUACUUCUACUUCGUAAGAUACAUAAUGGGGAUGCAAGUUUUGUUCCUUAUAGCCGAAAUUGGAUGCUUCAAACAACGGCUUCAAGGUAGAGUCAUGGGAAGUAUCAGUCACAUGUGUGGCGUUGUUGCCAUCAUCCUACACCUUCGUCUGAUUUCUUGGGCUCUUGCUAUGGGCAUAGGCAUACCACUUUCUCUGUGGACCUUUAUUACCAUCUUCGACACAUGUUUUAUGGCCUCCGUUGCGGAUUAUGUCCCAGAUUUGACUUUAACUGUUUGA
This is a messenger RNA of Microthlaspi erraticum, 489 nucleotides long. The record is from the annotation of a GenBank genome assembly. NCBI's taxonomy places the organism in Eukaryota, Viridiplantae, Streptophyta, Magnoliopsida, Brassicales, Brassicaceae.